UGGAAGCUUCGAACGCAGCAGAAAUUUGAACAUGCAACCUCCAUCUCUUCGCCAUUCUUCAACUUGCCCAGCCACUGCCGCCACCGCGUCUGUACCCCGCGGUACGCCCUUCUCAAGCGUCAUCCAAACGCCUUUGUUCCCAUGCAUUUUCGAGCCUCCACGCAGUCGCCAUUUUCCGGCUGUGAAGUCUCUCAUCUGCCGUUGUGUAACCCUUCGUUCAGCCAUAUCCAUCAAGUAUGAAAGCUUCAGCUUCCUCUCCCUUCUGCUGCUGAUUUUUUUAAAACAUGUGAAAACUAAGCCAUCUUAGAACAAGUAAAACACGGGUUUCUGGUGGUGGAAAAGGAAGGACUGUUGGUGCCGUUUGUUUAAGGAAGGAGGUCCGUUGAAGGAGGUCCAGCCCAUAACACCGCUGAAGGAGGUCUGAUCCACGACGUCGCUGUAGCAGAUAAUCAUGGCAUCAAAAGGUAGAGGUGGACGAAUAGUACGAAACACUUGUCUCGAUCAAUCUCAGCUUUCCUCACGUAGAUCAGGUGAGCAAACUGUUGAUAUUGAUUCUUCUCAACUACCAAUACAUGUGUUAGGUCAACAGAACGAUAAUAAUGAUGAACCUCAUCUACACAUUUGAAUGUGGGAUCAGCAUCAAACCAAUCCCCACAAGUUUUAUCACAAUCAUCACCUCAAUUAGAUGGUGUGAAUUCGUCUGACGCAUCUGCUUUAGAUGCAGAAGAUAAUGAGCUACCUAAUGUUGGACAAUCAAGUGUGCAUGCUGAAACUAGGAGUAACGGAAAGCUGGUAAUAGCUGUAGAGAAAGGCGAUAAACCGAAGAGAUUUACAGAUCAUACGAUAACUCGUGACAUCACGAAAGAUUUAUUAAGUAGGAUGCCUUCUCCAGUGCCAAGAUGGCAGGAUUAUUGUCCAAACAUAAAGGACGAAUUGUUUAAAGGUUUUUUGGAAAAACAUGAAUUUGCAUCGAAUUAUGAUAAGGCUAUGGCAAGAACUGUUUGGAAUAAGACAAUGCAUGACCGCUAUCCUAAUAUUUUGAAAAGAGCAAGGGAUAGAGCUUUUAAGGAGGCAAACUCUACUAGUAUUGCUGAUAUUAAGGGUCAUGGACCUAAAGCAAUGAAAGUUGAUGUUUGGAAUGGCUUAGUUGAUCAUUGGUUAGAUUCAAAGUGGCAAAACAAGUCUGUGGCCGGCCAAAAAAAUAGGGCUGCUAUGCCUACUCAUAAACUACACACUGCAGGGUCUAUCAGUUUUGGCGAACACAAGAGAAGAAAGGAAGCUAAGUUGAAGCGUCGUGUAUCUUUCCUUGAAGUAUAUGAUGAUGUUCAUAAGAAAAAAAGUGGAGAAUAUGUUUCUAAAGUAUCCAAGGAAAUUAUUCACAGAUUUUCCACAAUGGCUCAUGCAUAUCAGAAUAUGUUACUCGCCAUGUGUGUUGAAUCCAGAGCCAACGUAGAGCUCCCACUUCCUGCAUCAGAUCAAGAUCCUCAGACAAAUAAAGGUUGAUAUCUGAAAAGAAUUUGGAAGAUAUUCACAUCUUAUGCUCAUUCUCUCAAUGCAUGCUUGGAAUUGGAUCUAGAAGAUGCAAUGAGGUAGCCCUCACAUACAUUUUUAUCUUUUUAAUGCACAUCUUGGUAGCAUAGUUAAAAAUUGAAAUUAACAUCAAUUCAACAUUCUAAUAUUUCAGUCACAGUAAUACACUGUUGAUCAAUACGUAUUCUAGCAAUGUUCACAUCAUUCAUUAAGUUAACCAGCUUAUAGCGAAGUUGAUUAAACGGUGUAUGAUGUCAAAUUAAUAUUCCGUCCUUGUAAAGAAAAUUGCAGUUAAUUGUUGCAAUUUUUAUUAUGUUCCAUUACUUGCUUAGUUUCACCAAUAUUUGGUGUUUAUGAUUAUUCAUUCCACACAUUAUCAAGGAAAGACUUACACUUGUUAAAUUCUUCAUAAUCAAAAGCCAUUGUGGAAAAUCUGUGCUAUCAAAGGCAUUGCUGCUCAAAUCCCUUCAACAUGGAUUUUAGAGAAUUUCACCAUUGUAUUACAAGAAACAUUUAAUCAAUUUGAGUACAUAUAAAAUAUUACAUGCCUAAAACUAAAACUA
This is a messenger RNA of Arachis stenosperma, 2093 nucleotides long. RefSeq lists its product as uncharacterized. The transcript is spliced from 10 exons. Bases 880 to 1503 code for a protein of 207 amino acids. Lineage: Eukaryota; Viridiplantae; Streptophyta; Magnoliopsida; Fabales; Fabaceae. The record is from RefSeq and is a predicted model, not a curated record.